Molecule: messenger RNA, 594 nt
Organism: Auanema sp. JU1783
Lineage: Eukaryota; Metazoa; Nematoda; Chromadorea; Rhabditida; Rhabditidae
Source: the annotation of a GenBank genome assembly
AUGGAUGCGAUGAUCAAACCAAUAUCCGUGUAUAUUUUACUUGUUCUCAUUAUCCCUUUUAUAGCAUCACAGAAAUGUGGUUCGGAUGACGAAUGCUCACGUCAUUGGCCCCAGGCUACCUGUACUCGAGGGCGUUGUCGUUGCCCCAUUGACACAGUCAGGAAGAAAAGUCCAUCGAGGGAAUGGGUCUGUUUAUCGGUGAAAGAUGCUGCAACGGGAGAAUCCGGACCUCCACUGACAUGUCCUCUCCCAGAGGGCGCUGGGUACCAGGUCAUUUUAAGAAACGAAUCUGCGCCUGUUCAAUGCUCGACCAGAGUUGAAAACUCAUGUCCAGCAGGUUAUGAAUGUAUACAAGGUCUAUCGACAUUCGGUUCAUUGGAUGGAAUCUGUUGUCCAGAUCCAGAUACAACAUGUUCUCACGCCAUUUUCGAUAAUGAUGAAGGGACAAUAGAUCGUUGGGGAUUCGAUGGGAAGCAAUGUGUUCUCUUCAAAUGGCAUCCUGAUAGACCCUCGUCCCCUAAUAAUUUCCGUACAAAGAUCCAUUGUGAAGAUUAUUGUAUAAAGCAUGUUAAGUAUGCUUUCGAAGAUAUUUAG